AUGAUUAUGUUUUCUUUUAGCAAUUCUACGAUUUGGACAAGCAAAUGCCGAUUGUCACUAGCACCAACCACUGAAGAAAUCUCUGAAGAUCUGAAUUUGCCCGCAUCACAUGAUUUUAAAUCAAAUUCUCAUGAUCAUCCACCGAUAGUGGAAGAGCUACAAAUUGAGCAGAAUGUCAAUGAAACUGAAGCUACAGAAUGUGUUUGGAAGUUGAAGGUCUACAAAAAUAGUUUUAAUCAAACUCUUCCAGUAGACGAUCUCAGCAACUUGCAAAAGAGCCGCCAAAUUAAAUGCGAUGCGAAUAUGACAGUCGAAGAGCAGCUGAAAUCAGCAGAAGACGCGAAUAAAAAACCACCGUCUUUAAAAGAGAAGCUCGCAAACAAUCACGAAUGGGAUGUUCUUGGUAUAUUGAACCUAUCUUCAAUGAAUCUGAUCGACAGUGAUAUGCCAUUGAUCAUACAAGCCGCUUUUAGCGAGAAUAAGACAAAAUGUAUUGGACUCAUAUUGCGCGAUAACAACAUGACAUCGGACGGCGUGAAAACUCUCGUCGAUGCACUACUCGUGGCGCGAACGAAGUUGAAAUAUCUUAGUUUCUCGAACAACUCAAAGAUAGGAGACGUGGGGAUCGAACAUUUAGUUUAUUUAUUUAAGAAAAAGCGAUCGAUGAGUUUUCUUGCUUUACCCAAUAUUGGUAUGACAGAUCGCGGCCUCCGACUAUUAGCUGAUUUACUUUGUGAAGUUGACGUUGAUUCACGUUGUCCGCCCAUCGAAAAGCUGUACAUCUCGUUCAAUAAAUUGAUUACUGAUGAAUCAAUGGUAGCUGUCAUCCAAAUACUUGAACGAAACCGAACAUUAAAAGUAUUUUCUAUGGAACACUGCAGUUUUUCUGACAAAGUUCGACGAAUUUUACGAGAAAUUAGUGCAACUAACAAGAAAAUAAAGCUCAGUCUUUCAGAUUAA
Messenger RNA from Rotaria socialis, 960 nucleotides. The record is from the annotation of a GenBank genome assembly. Lineage: Eukaryota; Metazoa; Rotifera; Eurotatoria; Philodinida; Philodinidae.